Molecule: messenger RNA, 773 nt
Organism: Cervus elaphus (red deer)
Lineage: Eukaryota; Metazoa; Chordata; Mammalia; Artiodactyla; Cervidae
Gene: TNNI2
Product: troponin I2, fast skeletal type
Exons: 8
Coding region: 131-679 (182 amino acids)
Biological process (GO): muscle contraction
Cellular component (GO): troponin complex
Source: RefSeq, a predicted model, not a curated record
CGGAGGCCCAGCCCGGGGGAGGCCAUUUAUAGCCCUCCCCCGGACCCACCAGCCCAGCUUGCCGCUGCCGGCCUGACCUCGGUGCCACUGCCGCUGCCCAGACGCGAGGCUAUCAGCCCAGGACUGCACGAUGGGGGAUGAGGAGAAACGCAACAGGGCCAUCACGGCCCGCAGGCAACACCUGAAGAGCGUCAUGCUGCAGAUCGCGGCCACGGAGCUGGAGAAGGAGGUGGGCCGCCGGGAGGCGGAGAAGCAGAACUACCUGUCGGAGCACUGCCCGCCGCUGCAUCUCCCCGGCUCCAUGUCCGAAGUGCAGGAGCUCUGCAGGCAGCUGCACGCCAAGAUCGACGCGGCCGAGGAGGAGAAGUAUGACAUGGAGGUGAAGGUGCAGAAGAGCACCAAGGAGCUGGAGGACAUGAACCAGAAGCUGUUCGACCUGCGGGGCAAGUUCAAGAGGCCCCCACUGCGCCGUGUGCGCAUGUCGGCCGACGCCAUGCUGAAGGCUCUGCUGGGCUCCAAACACAAAGUGUGCAUGGACCUGCGGGCCAACCUCAAGCAGGUCAAGAAGGAGGACACGGAGAAGGAGCGCGACCUGCGGGACGUGGGCGACUGGAGGAAGAACAUCGAGGAGAAGUCGGGCAUGGAGGGCCGCAAGAAGAUGUUCGAGACCGAGUCCUAGGCCCCUCACCCCUGGCCACCGCCCAGCGCCCCUGCAACCUCGGGGGCCCCCCGAGGCCGGCUUGGCACCUGUCAAUAAAGGAUUCCAAUCCCCA